Sugiyamaella lignohabitans is the source of this 2880-nucleotide messenger RNA. RefSeq names its product glucan 1,3-alpha-glucosidase ROT2 (gene ROT2). The record is from RefSeq and is a predicted model, not a curated record. Lineage: Eukaryota; Fungi; Ascomycota; Dipodascomycetes; Dipodascales; Trichomonascaceae. Gene Ontology annotation, molecular function: carbohydrate binding; alpha-glucosidase activity. Gene Ontology annotation, biological process: carbohydrate metabolic process; N-glycan processing. The transcript has a single exon. The coding region runs from base 1 to 2880 and encodes 959 amino acids. Gene Ontology annotation, cellular component: glucosidase II complex.
AUGCAGAGAAUGAAAUUAUUCUUGAUCCUGGCAGCUGUACUAUUUGGUCAGACCAUUGCUGUAAAAGAGUAUCUGUUUAGAACUUGCGAUCAGAAUCCUUUUUGCAAAAGAAAUCGAUACUAUGCUGACCGUGUAGAUGAACAGGAUCAUGGUAUAUGGAAGUCUCCUUACAGGCUAGACUUACCCAGCGUAGUUGUGGAAGGAAAAGCUGGAAGUGGUACUAUUAUUGGCACUGUUUUGAAAACUGUGGAGGCUGCCAAUGUUGAAGUGGAGCUACCGCUAACGGUCUCAUUCUUGGAGUCGUCAAAAUCGGUCCGCAUUUCCAUAGAUGAGAGGCUUCGACGAGAUGGUAACAUCGAUGUAUUCGGAGAUGGCCUUGCUCGCCCAGAAAGAUAUAAUAUAACUGAGUGGGCUCUGAUAGAUGGUGCCCUGGAACCGUUACAGAAUGUUCUCGAAGUUGAGGAAUUGGCAAAUGGAAUCAGUAUUCAGUAUGGUGAGUCUAACAGAUUGGAAAUCCAGGCUGACCCUUUAAAGUUUACAUUUUAUAGGGCGGGAUCUCCUUCUGUCGUACUUAAUGAAAAAGGUUACCUGAAUUAUGAGCAUUGGAGGCCAAUUGAGGAUACGGAAGUGCAGGAAGUCGGUGGUGAUUCUCAGGACGUUCUCGAGUUGAAACGCAACAAACAUAUGUCCGACUUGGAGCUCGAUGAAGGUUUAUGGGAGGACACAUUUGAUUCCAAAAAAGAUAUUAAAAGCCGUGGUCCAGAGGCAAUUGCAUUGGACGCAACAUUUCCUGGUUUCAGUCAUGUAUAUGGUAUUCCAGAACAUGCUGAUUCAAUGUCUCUCCGUGAGACUCGCGGAGAUAAAAAACAAGUAGAUGGGGAGAUAAUUCAUUCAAACCCCUAUCGUCUUUAUAAUGUGGAUAUUUUUGAAUAUGAAACAAAUAGUCCUAUGGCUAUGUAUGGCUCAAUUCCAUUUAUCCAGGCCCACAAGCAAGAUCAAUCUGUUGGUGUUUUCUGGGCGAAUGCUGCUGAUACCUAUGUUGACAUUACGAAGGAUAAAAAAUCUACUACAACUCAUUGGAUUUCAGAAGCUGGCUUACUGGAUGUAUUUGUGAUUCUUGGUGAUUCUCCAGCUGAAAUUUCUACAUUAUACAGCAAGUUGACGGGUACUGUGAGCAUGCCCCAAAGUUUUGCGAUUGGAUAUCACCAAUGCAGGUGGAAUUACAAUACCCAGGAAGAUGUUUUGGACGUUAACGAAAAGAUGGAUGAGCAUGAUAUCCCAUAUGAUGUCAUUUGGCUUGAUAUUGAAUAUACUAUGGAAAAGAAAUAUUUUACUUGGAACGAGGCUCUAUUCCCAGACCACGUUUCAAUGAUGUCAGAUUUGGACAAGACUAAACGGAAACUGGUCGCUAUUAUUGAUCCUCAUAUCAAGGUUGCUGACAAUUAUGAUGUUGUCAAGACUCUAAAAAGCGAGCUUUUGGCGGUAAAAAACUCCAAGGGAGAGCUGUUUUACGGACACUGCUGGCCUGGUGAAUCUGUAUGGAUCGACACGCUGUCUCCCAUGGCUCGCUCAUACUGGACGUCAUUAUUUGCAUCUGGAACGAGUUUCGGUGGCGAUUCUCAGAAUCUUCAUAUCUGGAAUGACAUGAAUGAACCAUCUGUAUUCAGUGGACCAGAGUCUUCUAUGCCUAAAGAUAACAUCCAUUACGGUAGUUGGGAGCAUCGUGAUGUCCAUAACCUUGUUGGACUCACAUUUCACAAUGCUACUGUUGACGCUAUGGCUAAAAGAUAUAAUUUUGAACAAAGGCCAUUUGUUCUCACCAGGUCAUAUUUUGCUGGAUCCCAAAGAAUCGGUCCUAUGUGGACAGGCGAUAAUAUGGCAAAAUGGGAAUACUUGGAACAAGCAACACCGAUGCUGCUUACUUCUGGAAUUGCUGGUAUGCCAUUUUGUGGGGCUGACGUAGGUGGGUUUUUUGGUAAUCCUUCAUCUGAAUUAUUGACUAGAUGGUAUCAAGCAGGUGCAUUUUAUCCAUUCUUUAGAGGACACGCACAUAUUGAUGCUAAACGUCGUGAGCCAUAUAUUCCUCCUCCUCCUUACAAUACUACUAUCAGCAAUGCUAUUAAGCUAAGAUACAGACUAUUACCUACCUUCUACACUGCAUUUUAUGAAUCGUCAAUUGAUGGGUCACCAAUUUUGAAACCUACAUUUUACGUUACUCCAUCAAAUGAGAAAACGUAUGCGAUUGAUGAUCAGUUUUUUGUUGGAAAUUCAGGUAUCCUUGUCAAACCAGUUACAAAGGAGUCAGCUACAUCUGUUGAUGUAUAUCUUCCUGAUAACGAGGUGUACUAUGACUUUGAUAAUUUUGCAGUCACAUAUUCAGGAGAGGGCUAUCACAGCAUUGAUACGCCUCUGGAAAAGAUUCCUGUUCUUCUCAGAGGUGGUCAUAUCCAUGCCAGAAGAGAACGACCACGUAGAUCGGCUACUCUAAUGAAAAACGAUCCUUAUACAAUUGUUAUUGCGUUGGACAAAAAUGGUGAUGCAGAGGGAAAACUCUAUCUUGAUGACGGGGAGUCUUACGACUACCAGAAAGGUGAAUUUGUGCUUCAAACAAUCAAAUAUUCCUCUAAGGAAAGAACAAUAACUGGCCAACCAACAGCAGAAUCAUCAUCUAAACUAUACCCAUUUUCUAGUCUUCCAAUCGAGAAGAUUGUCAUUAUUCACUCCUCAGAAGCUGCCCCUGUGGUUGCCGAUAGUUUGGUGACCAUAAAUGAAGGUUCGAAGUCAUGGACCGCAGAGGUUCAACAGUCGGACAGUGUUUCCGUUACAACAAUCCGCAAUCCCCGUAUGUCAGUAGGUGGACAUUGGUCCGUUGUGCUUUAA